Eruca vesicaria subsp. sativa (arugula) is the source of this 1845-nucleotide messenger RNA. The record is from the annotation of a GenBank genome assembly. NCBI's taxonomy places the organism in Eukaryota, Viridiplantae, Streptophyta, Magnoliopsida, Brassicales, Brassicaceae.
AAUUCAGAAUCGGUAAGAGAGAGAGAGACAAAGUAAAAAAAUGAAUCUCUCUCCGAUAACAAUCUCCCUUCUCCUCACCCUCCUCUCGCCGUCUCUUCUCUCCAUCUCCGGCGUUUCCGUUGAGGACGAAUCUCAUCCCACCGUAUGCAUCAUCGGAAGCGGGAUCGGAGGCUCAUCCGUCGCUCACUUCCUCCGUAACUACUCCACAUCCACCGCCUUGUCUCGAUCCCGUAUCCUCAUGUUCGAGCGUCACGAGAGAGUCGGCGGACGCAUGAGGACCGUAACCGUCUCCGGCGAUACGUUCGAAGCCGGCGGCUCGAUCCUCCACCCGAAAAACUACCACGCAAGGGACUUCGUGGAGAGGUUCAAUCUGACGGUUCGGUUACCGUCGGCGAUCGAGGAGUCAUCGGCCGUGGGAAUCUGGGAUGGGAAGAGAUUCGUGUUCAAGACGUUUGGUGCGAGUGUUAAGAUUCCGUUUGUGGAUAAGAUCGUCUCUUGGAUGAAUGAUGUGUACUUGUUUGUUCGUUAUGGAUUCUCGCUGUUGAGAAUGAGUAGUUUCGUUGAGAAUACAGUUGAUAACUUCUUGAAGUACUAUGAAAGCCUAGAAACGAGACCUGUCUUCGACAGUGUUGAAGGGAUGCUUAAAUGGUCAGGCUUGUACAAUCUCACUAAGGUCACUCUGGAGGAGAAGUUAUCUGAAGUUCAGCUAUCUACUUUAUUAGUCAACGAGCUUGUUACUGUUAUUACAAGGAUAAACUAUGGGCAGAGUGUACUUAUCAGUGGACUAGCAGGUGCAGUCUCUUUGGCUGGUUCAGGUGGAGGUUUAUGGUCUGUUGAAGGUGGGAACUGGCAGAUGGCUGCGAAGCUUAUUAAUCAUUCAGAUGUUACCUUACACCUGAACGAAGAAAUCAAAUCCGUUUCACACAUUGGUAGCUACUACGAGCUCAAGUCCACAAAAGGAAACAGCUUCAAAUGUGAUGUCACUGUAGUUUCCACACCAUUAGACGAGGUUGAUAUUCAGUUCUCACCUGCCAUCACAAUUCCCAAAAGGGAGUUACAGCAUACACACGCAACAUUCGUGAGGGGACUUUUAAACCCUGGAUAUUUUGGGAUGAAAUCGGUUUCGGAUGUUCCAGCUUUGGUGGGAACUCUUGAAGAUCCUCUAAUUCCAUUCUCAAGCAUCUCCAUACUUAGGAAGUAUAGUGCAACAGAUAUGACGUACAAGAUAUUCACGCGGCAAGCAGCAUCAGAUUCAUUGCUUGAUGAGCUCUUCAGUGUGAGAACCGAAACUGUUUGGAUAGACUGGGGUGCAUAUCCAAAGUACCACGCCCCUGAAGUUUUCGCACCGUUCAUAUUAGAUGAUCAUCAUUUGUACUAUGUGAAUACUUUUGAAAACGCGGCUAGCACAAUGGAGACAAGUGCAGUGUCUGGUGAAAAUAUGGCUAGACUCAUAGUUUCCAGAUUCAGGACAACAAAGGAAUCAUCAUCAUCACCUUACUUGGACACCACAAGAAGCUGUAAUUCUGGUCUGCACUCAAACGUGUGAACAAACUUAUUGGAUCCGCAUGAACAAGGUUUUUGACUGUACUCUUUGAAGAAUAAUAUGUUUUGAUGUAUAUAAAGAAAGACCAUAAAUCUGUAAAAAAACUGUAACGUAUGCAUUGUUUGUUUUCAGUUUUUGAUUCAGACCAUUAUCAUGAAGAUUGUAAGAGUUAUGAAAACAGAAAAGAUGAUGGAUAGGAACAAGGUGUUUGAUUUAGUUGAGACUUACAUUUAGUUAAAGCUCAAAGAUACUCAAACGUAUAUGUUUUGUUAGCUACACACUAUAUAUCACACACAGUCAAU